UUUCAGAUGGGAAUAAGAAGUGAUUGCUUCUUCUUCCUCAUCACCAUUUACUGUGCACAGAUCUUGAAGCUGCAGUCACCACCUCACCGCCACAGAUCUCAUCAAACCUUCCCUCCCUCUCUCUCUCUCUCAAUCAUAUGACGUAAAGCUUAAACAAUCGAGAAAGACAAUCCGUGGCCACUUUACUGUCUCCCUUCGCAUCUACUGCACUCUCUCUCUCUCUCUAGAUCUCUCCUUGUUUCUCUCUCCUCCCUCUCCCCUCGCCCGUCCUAUGGAUCGCAUUGGCCGUUUGCACGUCUGGGCCGCGACGGACGCGCUCUGAGAGUUGGGCGGAGCCCAGGGUGGGACGCCGGAAGCGAGGCACGAUGAGCAGGAGCGGCAGGGAGUACCUGCUCGGAGGGAGGAGCGGUCCCGCGGGGCCGUUGAGCCACCGGCGGGGGCAUAGCUUGACCGGCAUCUCCUCCUCCCGUGACGCCGACGAGAACCUGGAUCUAUUCUCGAAGAACCGCCGGACCGUCUCCGUCGCGUCGUCCGACGAAUCGUCCGACGCAGCUUCUUCAAUAAAACCAGGAAGGCUUUCUGUCGGAUCAGCGAAAGUGGCACGGAGUGGGCUUGAUGACUUACUUUCUUCUACUGAUGGAGGGAAGCACGACUACGACUGGCUUCUCACUCCUCCUGGGACUCCUCUAUUUCCUUCAUCGGAUGGAAGCGAGUCUCAAUCAAACAUAGCGGUCUCGAGAAGCAGUUCCAUGGUCCGAUCAACCUCCACCACUAAGGUCUCCAGGUUGUCUGUUUCUCAGUCAGAGAGCGCUCAUUCCUCCAGACCUACCAGAAGCAGUUCGGUGACUCGGCCUUCUAUCUCUAGUUCUCAAUAUAGCACCUAUUCUUCCAAUAGAUCAUCAUCAAUUCUGAACACCAGCUCAGCCUCAGUCUCAUCCUACAUUAGGCCAUCUUCCCCAGCUACCCGCUCUUCUUCUGCGGCCAGACCUUCCACCCCAUCUGCCCGUGCAACUGCAUCACGACCCUCAACUCCUUCUAGAAUUCGUCCAGUCUCCACAAGCUCCUCUAUUGAAAAACCUCGACCGUCACAAAACUCGAGGCCUUCCACUCCGAGUUCAAGGCCACAGAUUGCGGCAAAUAUAAGUUCAGCCACUGCUCGAUCUAAUUCUCGUCCAUCUACGCCCACUCGCAGGAACUCUGCACCUUCCCUAUCCCCGUCAGCAGGCACUCCAGUAUCUAGUGGGCGAGUGCUUUCAAAUGGUCGCAGUGGAGCCCUUGCAUCAAGACCAAGCUCUCCAAGUCCACGACUUCGACCUCCCCAACAACCUAUUGUUCCCCCUGAUUUUCCUCUGGAAACACCACCUAACCUUAGAACUACCUUACCAGACCGGCCGCUUUCUGCUGGUAGGUCUCGUCCUGGUGCUGCUGUCACUGUUAAAGGGAACUCAGACACCUCAGGACCAGUAGGCGCAGCUAGACGACAACCAUCACCCAUUACUACCAGGGGAAGAGUUGUAACUUCAGAGUCCACUGGAAGAGGUCGUGUCCAUGCUAACGUGACUGAUAUACUCGAGCCCCGGAGAUCGCCUAAUUCUCCUGAAUUGGGAAUGAGAAAGCCUGUGAAAAGUAUGACGUCUCUUAGUGAGAGCACUGGAUUUGGAAGGACUAUCUCUAAGAAAUCACUGGAUAUGGCUAUCAGGCAUAUGGAUAUAAGAAAUGGAGCAGGAGGCAACCGUUCUCUUUCAGGCACCACCCUUUUCCCUCAGAGCAUUCGAUCUUCUGCUGCAAAAAACCAAUCAGCUCGCACUUUAAGUGCACCGCCAUCUGUCAACGGGAAUGGCAACCAGCACAGCAUGAACGACGUAGUCUUUCUGGAGAAUGGCAGCAGAAUGAGAACUCCAGCGGUUGGUAGCGAGGUGGGCGGUGGAAGGUAUUCCGCCAAAUUGACAGAAGUUGAUAUCUACGAGAGCUCACGCUACGAUGCGAUGCUGCUCAAAGAGGAUUUGAAGAACACAAACUGGCUCCACAGCUUGGAUGACAAAUCCGAUCAGGGAUCGGUAUUUGAUAACGGGUUGGAAUCUCUGCCCGAACCGUUUGGCCCCUUAUAACGACCAAGAGACGCGGACCUUCCUUACUACUCCCGUUAUUUAUUGGGUUGGAGUAUUAUUUACAUCUCGGUCCUAAAGCAAGCAGCUUAUUGACAGAGAAACAUGAAAGGUGCUCAAAGUGUCCUCAAGAAGAAGUCAGCUUGAUGUGGUCUUUGUUCUGUGGCCAUUUCUCAUGGAGAAAUCGAUUUUUUUUCCCUCUUUUCUUUCUAUAGCAUCCUACAGUUUUCUUGGCUUGGGCAAUGUUAAGAGCAGCAACGCCUUGUUGAUGGAUGAUACAAGUGAAGAACUUGGUUUGAUGGCUGUGUUAAUGAAAAUCAUAGUUUAAUUAUUU
Molecule: messenger RNA, 2439 nt
Organism: Rhodamnia argentea
Lineage: Eukaryota; Viridiplantae; Streptophyta; Magnoliopsida; Myrtales; Myrtaceae
Product: sialidase
Exons: 5
Coding region: 366-2108 (580 amino acids)
Biological process (GO): cortical microtubule organization
Cellular component (GO): cortical microtubule
Source: RefSeq, a predicted model, not a curated record